GCCCAGGGUGCCACGUAGCACUUGACGACAUAAUCCCAUUUUCUAUUGGUGGCAAGGUGUAUCGUAUCCACACAGCCCACAAACUUAGGCCAUGGUGUGUUAAGUGUCAGGCCUAUAGGCACCUGUACAUGGACACAGUCUGUACAUUCCAUUCCUCGCGGGCUACUCGACCUACGGGGCGCCUGAGGAGGGACCCCUUUGAUAAGACACGAUGGCGCACUGUCGACCCCGGCCACGAAGGCUGGGUAUACAUUGACACACCGAAGGAGGAAGGGGCGGGGGUGGAGAAGAAGGAGAAGAAGGAGGCCAAGAAGAAGGCCUUGAAGGAGGAGCAGGCGGCCAAACUGAAGAAGAUAGAGGAAGAGAUGGCCAAAGAGAAGGAGAGGAUACAGAAAGAAGAAGAAGAGAAGUUGAAAGUKGGGGAAGAGGAGGAAGAAGAUGAAACGCCAUUGCAGAGGAAGAGGGUGCAGUACAGUGGUAGUAGGGAUGAAGAGAUGGAGAAGCGAAUCUCCGAGUGGGUCGCCAACUUAUCCCAGGGCGAAGAAGAAGAGGUGGCGAUGUAUAUCUCUAAAGAUGAUCAGGAAGCUUCUAUGAGAGCUUGGGAAGCAGAAAAGGAUGUUGUGAAGCGGCAGGCAUUGGAAGACGAAAAGAGGAUGGAGUGGAAGUUGACAGUGAUGAGGGAGAAGAAGAGGAGAGUGGACGUGGCAGCCGAGGCGGCAGAAGAAGUAGAGGAAGUAAAGAAUAUAGAAGAGCAACUGGCCGCCCAGACCGAACUCCCAGCGCAAAUGCGAGUCAUAGCCCGAAACGUUGCACGCCUGACACGAAUUCAGGCGGAGCAAUAUGAUUUUAGUAGGAGUCAACACAUAGCUGUGUGUUCCAUAAAGUUGGGGUUUCGGGACUUUGCGCGUGAGCUGGUAGGCGCUAUAGGGACCGAGGUGGGUCACCGCCUCGACAAGACUGAGCGGUUCUGUGCCGGCGCCAUUGAGGGCGUCAAAGCGGCAGCUCCCAAGGAGGAGGAGGCACGUCCUCCUCGUCGAGAACCGGUUAAAGUCAAAUUCCCUGAUUCCUACAGUGGAAAAAGGAAAGAGAACUUCGACAAUUGGGAGGCCAAUGUCAAGACCUAUGUGCAUCUGCAACAGGUCUCCCCGGAUCAGCAGGUUCUGAUUSCGAUUCACGCGCUCAGAGAUGAAGCCGCCAGCUUUACAAGGUCCCUAAAUCGCGCUGCCAAUUGCAGCGAUGAUCCCGUUGCGUACUCCUCAUUCACUUCCCUCACUGAGUUCUUGAAGYUGUUGCGCGAGAGGUUCGCCGAUGUCGCCCGUAGCGUUAAGGCCUCAAACAGGCUGCAGACGAUCCACGCUCGUAAGUGGAAGAGCGCCAGGGCACUGAAGAGUACCAUGGACGAACUGGUAGCUGUCCCUGACCACGGAGUUACAGACACCCAGUUGGUUGGCCUCUUAUAUCGGGCUAUACCCGAAGCCCUUCGAGGGUAUUUCUUCGCAAAGAGAGAAGACUCUGCCACUACAUACGAUUCCCUUAGUCGCAAAGAAGUGGCUUUUGAAGCUAAGUUUGCGCCUGUGUCCACUUUCUGGCACAAGGACUUGGACAAGGGUAAGCAAUGGAAGGGUCGCACUAUCUCAGGGCAAGUAAAGACCAAGGACAACCUUGUCCUAACCUUAGAUGAGGGUAGUGUGGAUGAGAUCCCCUACGACCAGAUUGAGUGGGGGUUAGAGGAGGAGGACAGCGGUGUGGGCCAAGGGAGAUCUUACGCUGCUCUCGCGGCUAGAGGGAGGCCGCAAGGAGGAAGAGGCCAGGGCCAAGGGGGCCGGRCCUCAGGGAGUCGAUUUCAAGGCGAUCAGGGGCGUUGUAUGAACGAUUUGUUUAGGCCAUGGUUAGAUAGAUUUGUUGUAGUGUACCUAGAUGACAUUCUAGUGUUUAGUAAGACCCUCGACAAGCAUCAGGGUCAUCUUAGGCAGGUCUUGGAGAAGCUGAGAGAAGCUAACCUCAAGAUGAAUGCGAAGAAGUGCGAUUGGGCGAAGACCCAAGUUUUGUAUCUAGAUCACGUCUUAGACGGAGACGACGUUAAGCGAGAAGAUAGCAAGAUCGCAGCGAUUAGAGAUUGRCCCACGCCACGUACGCUGACAGAGUUGCGCUCGUUCCUGGGCUUAGCAAAUUACUACAGGAAGUUCGUGAGGAACUUCUCCACCAUCGUUGUGCCCCUUCGCAGAUUGCUAAGAAAAGAGACAAUCUGGAAGUGGGACAAGGACUGCACGUCUGCCAUGAAGAAGCUAAAGCAGGCGUUGAUAGAGUACCCGUUCCUUAAGGUCGCCGAUCCGUCCUURCCUUUUGUCGUUACUACGGAUGCUAGCCAGUACGGCAUAGGCGCAGUGUUACAGCAAGACGAUGGCAAUGGGUAUAGACCCGUAGAGUUCAUGUCCGCUAGAAUGCCUUCAGAGAAAGUCGCGACAUCUACUUACGAGAGGGAACUCUACGCUCUCAGGCAAGCCUUAGACCACUGGAAGCACUACUUGCUUGGGAGGCACUUYAAAGUCUAUUCUGACCAUGAAACGUUACGAUGGUUAAAGACGCAGGCCAAGAUGACACCUAAGCUUACUAGGUGGGCCGCCGAGAUAGAUCAGUACGACUUUGAGCUCAAGCCUGUCAAAGGGAAGUACGACGUAGUCGCGGAUGCUCUGAGUAGAAGAGCUGAUUAUUUGGGGGCAAUAGUACAUUACCUCGAUAUAGGAAAGGAUCUGCAGCAGCUGGUUAGAGAAGCCUACGCGCAGGACCCUAUCUAUGGUGAGCUCCUUAAGAAAGUCAAGGAGACCCCAGAGACCGAGCCGAACUACCGCACUACUGAAGGGUUGCUUUUUGAGAAGACUAAUGUUUUUGACCGAUUGUGCAUCCCCAAUAGCGAAGAGAUCCGCUGUCUGAUCCUGGGAGAAUGCCACGACACAGAGGGUCAUUUUGGUUGGCAAAAGACCUUAGCCAAUCUGAUCCGCGCGUAUACCUGGCCUGGGAUGAAGAAUGACUGCGUAGAGUAUGUUCGCAGUUGCAAGUUACAAACUCGGCUGUGCGACUUUUCUGCAAAGCCGAGUUUCACCGUGCGACUUUUCUGCAAAGCGGAGUUUCGCUGUGCGACUCUGCAAAGCGGAGUUUCACCGUGCGCCUUUUCUGCAAAGCGGAGUUUGGGAGUUUCACCUUGGGACUGUUCUGCAAAGCGGAGUUUCCCGGUGCGACUCUACAAAGCGGAGUUUCCUUCGACUGCAUCGUAAACUUGGGGCCGGACUGGACUGCGACAAAAAAAGUGCAGUUUGAAAUGCAUUUACAAACUG
This is a messenger RNA of Chara braunii, 3332 nucleotides long. Lineage: Eukaryota; Viridiplantae; Streptophyta; Charophyceae; Charales; Characeae. The record is from the annotation of a GenBank genome assembly.